This is a messenger RNA of Pseudocercospora fijiensis CIRAD86, 2048 nucleotides long. RefSeq lists its product as uncharacterized. Bases 1 to 2007 code for a protein of 668 amino acids. The transcript has a single exon. NCBI's taxonomy places the organism in Eukaryota, Fungi, Ascomycota, Dothideomycetes, Mycosphaerellales, Mycosphaerellaceae. The record is from RefSeq and is a predicted model, not a curated record.
AUGGAGUCUUCAGCCGGCCGAGCGUUCAUCACAACCACUAUAUCUGGAGGAGCAAUGGCUGGCCGGCGGAGCUUUGAGACGGCACCAUCGUCGGCCGCUCGUCUUCACAAGCAAAGAUCCAACCAUGGCAUGCGAUCGACCAGCCACGGCCAACCAUUCUCUCUAUCCAGUGCACCUGAAGCACCUCCCAUCAGGAGCAGCGCUCUCGUCGCCGCGGGCUUUGGAGACGGAGCCAAAGCUCGCAAAGGUUCCAUUCGGAAUGCCGUUCGCAAGAUAUUCGGGCGACGAUCCAGAGACUCCAUCUCGCAAGUUACAGACGCCUCAUCCUCUUCGACGCAAGCACCUUCGACACGGCACAUCUGUCAUAAGAGCGAGCCACCGGUGCUUCCAGCUCAACCUGAGCUUCCCGAACUACAACUCGAAGACGCUUCUGCGCGACGAGUCAUGUCGGAUCCUUAUGCAGUGCAAUCGCAUACCCGGUCUACGAGCCUUUCAAGAACCGCUUCUCCUUACGCUGUUCAAUUCCCCAACAGUGUGAGACUGAAACCUAUGGAUCUGGGUAAUCCGUUCAUGCAGGUUCCCAAGCUUCGACGACGAAAGACCCUCCCGAGCAUGCUUAUUGAGAAAGAAGAAGGAGCUGCGGCCAUUGCUGGCAGCUCGCAUGAAGCAGCUGAUGAGCCGAGCACGUCCAACAACAUUGAACCCGAACGAGAAGCACCAAUGAUACCGAAACGAACUCCGAAUAGUGUCAAAAAGUCACGGAGAAAGUCACGAAGUGUCGAUGAUCUUCCAUCGAUUAUUGCGCUGCAGCAACAAGGCACUCCGAGAAAGAGAAGCGAAGAGAUAAAGUAUUGGCGCGAAAGCUUUCAGCCGGACGUGCUACGAGCCAGCGGCUUCAUUGCUCGGCCUAGCUCGAACAGAGACAAUGCACAAGCGCCUCCAUCAGGCACUUCUCGCAGAAGCAACAGGGAAGGGUCGAUACAAGAGACAGGAGGUGAGAAGACGGCAAGAUCAUCAGGCCGUGGUGCAUAUGAUGCUUCACUCGCUCUGAGGGACAGCACACUGAAAAGCAGUCCGCCCGGACAAUACGGCCAGCCUCUUUCGGUGUACGAAUCAGAGUAUCGGCCAUCCUCUGGGACCGAAAUGUCUCGAGAUCUGGAAGACCGGGUGGCAAAGUUGGAAGCUGGCUUGCACACUUUCCAGCGGUCUCUGCAGAAACUGACAGCUGACCGGAAUCGACGGACUAUAGUAAUGGGAAGCAGCGUUGGAACAAGACGCUCCUCGGGAGAUUUGCGGACACCUAGCUUGCUUGCAGAUACGCUUGCAGAUGCGCUUGAUCAAUCAUUCCAGUACGAGUAUGAAUAUGGACAUACGUUGCGGCCGACCACUUCACCGCAGCCACCGCCACCUAUACCGCCGCACGUCCAAGGGCUCGAGGAUCCUUUCAUUCACGAGACAGCACCGCCGCCGCCAAGUGAACCGCCGACCAGGCCUCCAAGACCGCCGUCUCCAGCUCAGCUGACACCGGAAGCGUUGGCCGCUGUAAAUGCGGAGGCAAGAGGUUCGAAAGAUCAGACGCCCCAGCCAUGUACUUUCCGCUCCCUCUAUCAAAUGCUUGCAGACGAACGGUCAGCCCGGAGGAAACUCGAAUCGCAAUUGCAGAGCUUGCGCCGCGACAUCUCCGAACUCCACAGCCAAGUCCACGUGUCCUCCAACGUUCAAAGCACGCGUAGCAGCUACAUGCUAGCGGGUUCAUCAUCCCGAUUACAGGACUUGUUGCGCGAGACAGGUGAAGCCAGCGGACCGGAAGAGUCACCACGCUCGUUAACUCUGCAGCGAUUGUCUGGAGCAUCAGCGAGUCAGCCCGUCGUCAGCAGAUUCAGCGGAUCUGAAAGCGAUAAUGUCCAAGUGGAGGAGACAGACUAUGAGGAAUAUCUUACACCAAAGGAAGAACGAAGCAAAAUCAGUCUGGCUGAUAAGCUGGAAAGGGAGAGCGGGAUGUUUUGAUAACGAACUUGACUGACUGACAUCUAUCUGAUUGAUGACUA